Dentiscutata heterogama is the source of this 855-nucleotide messenger RNA. Lineage: Eukaryota; Fungi; Glomeromycota; Glomeromycetes; Diversisporales; Gigasporaceae. The record is from the annotation of a GenBank genome assembly.
AAAUCAAAGAGAGAUAAUCAAUCAGGUUUAGAGCUAUACGAUAAAUAUAUGAUGUCGAUGAGUACAGUUGGUUCUGAAAUUAAUCGUGCGAAAACAGAAUACACAAACGAAGUAAUAAAGCGUGAAAGAAAGACUCAUUCAGUUGUAUCACAAAUAGUUUGUCGUAUUACGGAAGGUUGUUUUGCUUCAUUCAAUGAUUCGUUAAAAAAAUGUGGACCAGGUAUUACGAAAAUGAAAGAGUGGGCACCAUUUGCAGGUGAGGGUAUGCCACCACCUCAAAGCCUAGAUGACUUUCUAGAAGAUCAGGUAUCAUAUCCAAAAUAUGCGUCGUCAGAGAAAGUUUUUGAAUCUUUUGCAUCAAUAUCAGAGAAACAGAUAGCAGCAAUGAACUGUCCAUCUUCAGAAUCCACGUUACCUGAACCUUCUUUACCUAUUAUUGAUGAUGAUCCGGAUAGUAAUAUUCCCACAAGAUAUGUACAGAUGCCGUCAAAAAUUUCACGUGCCAACACUCCAGAAACACCAAAACCAAUACCAGUCAAAUUAUCAGUCAAACCUUCAACGUUUUCUCCAGAAACUAUAUCACCUUUAAGUAGACAAACUAAUCAAAAAUAUAAUAAUGUAAAUAGCUCAAGUUCAUCAUCAUCAACGAUCAGUAGUAUACCUUCACAACCACCUAGCAAUAAAUCUUCUAUCUCAAAUUCGAUCUCAAGGCUCUCUAUCGGUGUUCAUCCUAAUGAUAGUCCGUUUUUACGUGAUGAAAAAGUUGUUGAAGUUGAAGCAAUUGAUUUAUUUACAGAAAACAGAGUUGAAAAGGCAACAUUUAAACCGAACAUAAUUAAAGCAAAGACAGAAUAG